GCACCACCACUCGGCGUGUACACACACACACAUCCCACCUCCCCACACGCAAGCUUCGCAGCGCAGCUUCGCGGAGACAACGUGAGAAAGAAAGAAACGAGACGAACGCGAGGUGGUGGAGGUGGACGCCAUGGCCGCCGCCGGCAGCAGCAGCAGGUUCGCCGUCACGUGCGGCCUCCUCAGCCAGUACAUGCGGGAGCGCCAGCAGCCGCAGCCGCCGGUGACGGUUCUUGAGGCGGUGGCGGAGGAGGAGGAGGAGGAGGACGCGCGGACUAUGCAGCUCUUCCCCCCGCGCGCCGCCGCCGCCGACGGCGUCGCGACGCCGUCGGCGGGGACGGCCCCGCUGACCAUCUUCUACGACGGGAGGAUGGUCGUGGUCGACGACGUCCCGGUCGAGAAGGCCGCGGAGCUCAUGAGGCUGGCCGGCUCCGCGUGCUCGCCGCCGCAGCCGGCGCACGCCGCCGCGCUCCCGGAGAUGCCGAUCGCGAGGAAGGCGUCGCUGCAGCGUUUCCUCCAGAAGAGGAAGCACAGGAUCACGACAACGAGCGAACCAUACAAGAAGGCGGCGGUGGCGUCGCCGGCGCCGGAGAAAAGCUUCGCCGUCGCGCCGGUGAAAGAUGAGCCGGCGACAUGGCUCGGGCUCUGAAGAUUUAUCUGCCCGGUUUAGAGGAGGAGAAUAUCACAAAGGGAGAAAAAAAAUUAAGUACUGACUAAAUUGUUGUUUUCCAUGAUUUAAGUUCGUCUCUGUUUGAGAUUUCUUUGGCCCAAACCCAAAGAGUUCUUUCACUGAUUUAAGUGAUUAUUUCCUCCACUAGAGCAUAUACAGUGUUCUGAAAAAUAAUGGUAGAUUUAUCCAUUUUUGUUGAUGUACAAGUACAACUGUCUCCAUUUCUAUGCAUAGUAUGUAAUUAAUAAUUAUUACUCAAAAGACUGGAAAGACUGUUGUCAUGUGUACUGGCUUUUAUAUGUUGUUAGUA
This is a messenger RNA of Oryza sativa Japonica Group (Japanese rice), 977 nucleotides long. The record is from RefSeq and is a predicted model, not a curated record. NCBI's taxonomy places the organism in Eukaryota, Viridiplantae, Streptophyta, Magnoliopsida, Poales, Poaceae.